AUUAGACCGGCCCAAAAUUUCAAUAUUCCAAAUCCAACUCGAAGAAUGCAGCUCGCAGGGGAAGAGGCAGCAUCGCAGCAGAUUAGCCGUCCGCAAUAGGACACCGCAGCGUUCCGUUUCGUCAAAACCCCAAAUCCCAACCUAAGCUCCGCACUUGGACGGCGCACGGAGGUUCAGGCGCUCAGCACUUGGACAGUUGGACGGCGCACGGCGGUUUUCCAGUUUGGACUGCUUCACUGUUUAGUUUCUGGCUUUCUGCAAUUCUGCUAUUGGGUCGUCAACUGGGACUCUGGAUCUGCGGCCUGCGGAACUAUCUAACGGCUAAAGCAUGCCUAAGGUAAAGACAAACCGUGUCAAGUACCCAGAAGGAUGGGAACUGAUCGAGCCUACUCUUCUUGAGCUACAAGCUAAGAUGAGAGAAGCUGAGAAUGAUCCGCAUGAUGGGAAAAGGAAGUGUGAGGGUUUAUGGCCCAUCUUUAAAAUUUCUCAUCAGAAGAGUCGCUACAUCUUUGACCUCUAUUACAGAAGGAAAGAAAUUUCUAAGGAAUUGUACGAGUUUUGCUUGGAUCAGGGUUAUGCAGACCGCAACUUAAUUGCCAAGUGGAAAAAGCCAGGGUAUGAACGCCUAUGUUGUUUGAGGUGUAUCCAACCUCGGGAUCACAAUUACCAGACCACUUGUGUGUGUCGGGUUCCUAAACAUCUUAGGGAGGAGGAGGUCAUAGAAUGUGUCCAUUGUGGCUGCAAAGGGUGUGCGAGCGGAGAUUAAUGUCUUAUUCCUGCUAUUUAUAAGUAUGACUACGGGGGCUUGUAUGAUGAUGCACUAAUUAAUUAGCCAUCUGUGAGAUUGGUUUUGUGCUACCUUCCCUUUUUGUUCUUUCUUGUAUUCAACAAGCACUAUUAUGGUUGAAGAUAAAUCAGUAGUCUUGUCAGAUUAACAGAGAUUAUAUGAUGAAAUAUAUGCAUAUGUAUAUAUAGACCUGUCCG
This is a messenger RNA of Cuscuta epithymum, 984 nucleotides long. The record is from the annotation of a GenBank genome assembly. NCBI's taxonomy places the organism in Eukaryota, Viridiplantae, Streptophyta, Magnoliopsida, Solanales, Convolvulaceae.